Messenger RNA from Drechmeria coniospora, 1635 nucleotides. RefSeq lists its product as uncharacterized. Gene Ontology annotation, biological process: adenylate cyclase-activating G protein-coupled receptor signaling pathway. Gene Ontology annotation, cellular component: plasma membrane. Lineage: Eukaryota; Fungi; Ascomycota; Sordariomycetes; Hypocreales; Ophiocordycipitaceae. The transcript has a single exon. Gene Ontology annotation, molecular function: G protein-coupled receptor activity. The record is from RefSeq and is a predicted model, not a curated record. Bases 1 to 1635 code for a protein of 544 amino acids.
AUGUCCUCCUUGGCAGAUUCUUCUCCCAGAUUUCCGCUCGUCUCAUGCCGCCACCUCCUCCGUGCCCUCCUCUUCUUCCCUCCCAGCCGUCGACAUGUCCAAGCCGGACGGAAGCAGCUCGUCGUCCUGACAAUGACCUUGGAAAAACUGAAUCUCGACAGUCGGUCGCUGAGCCCGUUGCCCUCGAGCCUGCGCGGCGGCCUCAUCGCCAUCGCCGUCCUCGCUCUCGUCUCCUUCGUCGCCUGUGCGACGCUCUUCGUCUAUCUCACCACCAAGCUCGUCGCCUGGCGCUACUUCCUCAAGGAGCACCCUUCACCACCCUCCCCCCAAGUGCCCGCCUCACCGCCUCAGCCGACGACGGAAUUCACCCUCGGCAUCGACGGCAUCUUCAAGGGUCCCCCGCGAGAUGGAGACCAGGAUGACGCCGCUUCGGACCUCCCGUCGUCGGGUGCCGUCCUUCGCUCGCAGCCGGUCAGGAAGCCGCCGAACCAGUUCCUCGUCUUGAUCUAUAACCUCUUCCUCGCCGACAUGCACCAGAGCCUGGCAUUUCUGCUCAACGCCAUCUGGCUGCGCCGCGACGGCAUCCUCGUCGGCACCUCGACUUGCUGGAGCCAGGGCUUCUUCGUCUCGACGGGCAACUUGGCGAGCAGCAUGUUCAUCAUGAGCAUUGCCAUUCACACCUACAUGUCCGUCGUCGAGAAGCGCCGUCCGCGCCAGAGAUUUCUGUACCUUUCCGUCGUCGCCAUCUGGCUCUUCGUCUACCUCGUGUCCCUUCUACCCGUUGCCCUGACGCGGAAUGGUGAGGAACACGGCGGCUUCUACGUCCGCGUGGGCGCCUGGGUAUGUCUUGGUCUUCCCGUCCGACCCGUCCGGGGACCGCAGCUAAGCGUUUGUCAGUGCUCGAUGAACAAGGAGUACGAAAAUCUCCGUCUCGCCACCCACUACUUGUUCAUCAUCCUCGCGCUCACCAUCACCUCGGCCCUCUACGUCACCACCUUCAUCUCCCUGCGCCGACCGCGGACCCGGGCCCGCAAGACGGUCGACCCCGACGGCGAGGCCGUCUUGACGCACAAGACGGCCUUCCUCAUCUACCCUGCCAUCUACGUCGCCUGUACCAUGCCCCUAGCCUUUGGCCGCAUCGCUACCAUGGCCGGCCAGAAGCUGCCAUUGGGCUUCUUUUACUUUGCAGGUGCCAUGAUUGCCUUCAAUGGCUUUUUUGACUGCUUGCUCUUCGGCUCGACCCGCAACGUGCUCAUCUUCGGCCUCGCCGAGGACCUCGGUUCCGAGGAUACGGGCGUCAAAACCUUUGCCUUUCUGCAGACGCCCAAGUCGCGCCAAUUCGGCAACCUCGUCUGGAUCGAGGGCGGACGUGCCGCGCCUGCACGGGAGGACCCCGUCGAUCGCCCUUGCUUUUGGCAUCGUCUGCGAAAUGGUAGGCGGCGAACGGAACACUGGCCGCGACAGGAGCCGCGAAACACGAGCCGAGCAUCGCUGAGGUCCACGGCGAUUCACAUGGACACGGUCAUGAGCGUCGUCGUCGAGGCGGGCGAGUCUAAUCAGCAUCAGAGCUACCCGCGCGCGGCCAGUGCGGCCACGUCGUCGCUCAAGAGCGCCGACGAAGUGUACAUCAGCUGA